This is a messenger RNA of Penicillium bovifimosum, 891 nucleotides long. RefSeq lists its product as uncharacterized. The record is from RefSeq and is a predicted model, not a curated record. The coding region runs from base 1 to 891 and encodes 296 amino acids. The transcript has a single exon. Lineage: Eukaryota; Fungi; Ascomycota; Eurotiomycetes; Eurotiales; Aspergillaceae.
AUGAAGUAUAGUUGUUGUAUCACGGAGGAUAGACGCCUGAACGAGUAUGACACACACCCCGAUUAUCUUGACACACCAUUCCAGAUCGACGAGGAGGAGGUCCUAUCACUGCUUUACAAUCCGCUCCCACAUGACCUCCCAACUGUCCAUAAGGAUCUCUUGAUUCUGCUUGCAGCAUUCUAUGACGACAUCGAUCGAUAUGCCCGGCUUCGACGGCCUUGCCAAGUCCGAUCAGAGAUCCAGUGUUUGGUGCGAGGCAUCUAUAACAACACCAUGUUUGCGAAGUGGUGCUCAUUGCAAACAGACAACGAUAGGUUUCCGAAAUCCGCCAUCAACGCACGGUUCAUUAUGAACGGUGAUCUGUCACGCAUUACCCCAGAAACACCCAACGGUGAGCUACCAUACUGUAUUUGGUAUCCAACUAUCCCACGAGAAUCUGUGCUCAGAGAACUACACCGUCGUCGGCCGGACAUGAAACCUGCUAUAGCCAGGGCCUGCAUUCUUGCCAACUACGAAGAUACAUACGAUCUUCUUGAUGUAGAUCCGGAGACCAAUAUCAUGCAAGAUGCUCGUGACAGUGCAAAUCCCCAUUAUUUACAGGACUUGCAAGCUAAGAUCCCUCACCGGGGAUGCAAGGCUUUCUCGCCCGGGACGGUGCACGAAGUGGCCCGGAGAUCUGAGAUGUUCGAACACCCAUCAUGCUGGCUGCCAAGUAGAUUUGCAGAUGAAGAUGCACAGGGCGAUAGUGAUGGUAUAAUCUACAAUGGAUGGAUUGCAAACAUUAGCGGGCUUCAACUGGGAGUUUCAGUUCCUGACACAUUCAGAAAACAUGCCAUGGAAGAUGGAAAAGGGGUUGACAUGGACAGAUAUUAUGAAUCCUUUGCGGGGUGA